UAGUAUUCCUCUCAGACUACUUCAGAACAUUUGUUGCUCAGAGAACGUCGAAAUUCUUCCCUGUUCCCACGCUAAGUCAGGUGAUAGGCGUGAUCACCGCGCGACAGUCUCUGUUGUAAGGAGUGCGGAACAGUUCGGUGAGAGCCACAGCGGGUGAAGGAGCUGUGCUGUCGUUUCUCGUGUUUCGGUCGCGGCGGAUCCGGAGGCCAAGUCGUCGCCAUGUCUCUUCUCAGGAAAACUCUGCAGUCAUCAUUGUCAUCUCUGAAGCAGGUACGCCAUGUCUUGGCAGCCCCCAAGAAGCUGUCACUCGAGGAGUUUGAUGGACCGUGUAUCAAGACAGACAUUCCUGGACCAAAAUCCCAGGAACUGCUGAGGGAACUCACUGCAUUGACAACAGCUCAUGAGGUGCAAUUUUUCUGUAACUACGAGGAGAGUAAGGGUAACUACCUGGUGGACGUGGACGGAAAUAUCUUCCUCGACAUCUACAUGCAGAUCUCAUCCUUGCCACUAGGAUAUAACCAUCCAGCCUUGUUGAAGGUGCUAAAUGAUCCUGCAAACUUGAGCACACUUGUAAACAGGCCCGCCCUGGGAAACCUCCCCCCAGCUGACUUCCCACAGAGGGUACAGAACUCUCUCAUGGCGGUGGCCCCCAAAGGCCUGACUAAUGUGAAAACCAUGGCUUGUGGCUCCUGCUCCAAUGAGAAUGCCUAUAAGGCCAUUUUCAUGUGGUAUAUGACAAAGCAGCGAGGUGGAGCACCCCCCUCCCCAGAAGAGUUGGAAACCUGCAUGUUCAAUAAGUCUCCAGGUGCCCCAGACCUCACCCUGAUGUCCUUCACAGGUGCCUUCCACGGGAGGACUUUAGGCUGUCUGGCCACGACUCACUCCAAGGCCAUCCACAAGUUGGACAUCCCAUCCAUGGACUGGCCCAUUGCUCCUUUCCCUCAGCUCAAGUACCCGCUGGAGGAACACGAGGCUGAGAACAGGGCUGAGGAGAGACGAUGUCUCGAUCAGGUCCAUGCCCUGUUCCGUGAGUACAACUCUCGCGGGCGGCCUGUGUGCGGAGUGGUGGUGGAGCCAGUCCAGGCAGAGGGAGGAGACAACCACGCCUCGCCACAGUUCUUCAGGGAACUCAGGGCCAUUGCUAGGGAGUACGAUGCAGCGUUCCUGGUAGACGAGGUCCAGACAGGAGUGGGAGUGACCGGCAGUUGGUGGGCUCAUGACCUGUGGGGACUGGACGACCCGCCUGACGUCGUCACCUUCGCCAAGAAGAUGCUGGGAGGAGGGUACUUCCACACCGAGGAGUUCAGGGCAACCUCUGGUUACCGAAUCUUCAACACGUGGCUUGGAGAACCGUCCAAGCUGGCGCUGUGUGAAGCUGUGGUGAAGACAGUACAGGAGGAAAACCUGCUGGAGAACGUUCGACAGGCCGGGGCUGUCCUAUUGGACGGUCUGAAACACCUUCAGACAAAGUACCCGACACAGUUGGAGAAUGCCCGUGGGCUGGGGACCUUCAUCGCCAUCGACUGUGUGGGGGGCGAGGCUCAGAGGAACAAGAUCGUGGCAGACCUCAAGAGGAAAGGUAUCCAGUCAGGCGGCUGUGGGGAGAGGACCAUCCGGUGCAGACCUGCGCUCAUCUUCCAGCCGCAUCAUGCAGAAAUGGUGCUGAACGCCGUGGACGAGGUUCUCGCUGAACAGGCAUAGACAGACUCAGGUGUCUAGGUGGAACACUGUCAGGAGCAGGACUGUGGAACCUCUACAAACCGGGACUCUAGCCAGCACCCGUUUUUCCAUCAAUUACAUGAUAGAGCUGGCUAGAGCCCUGCCAUAAAUUAUGGGGAUCUUAGGUUAUCUUGAAAGUUCAUCAUCCUGUGUUGGUAGAGGACAUUCUGAAACAGGUUUGAACUGUAAAUUUUAUACUUACCCAAAUCUUUGACUGUUUUGUCAAGGAAUGCAGUCACAGAAUUAAAUUCGAAGCAGUGGAAAAAAACUGUUGAAAUUUGGGGUAAGUCCAAUUUUUGUGUUGGAAUAUAAGUUAAAGUUCAAAAAUGUUUCAGAGGGAUCUUUAGUUCUAAAGUGCAACAUAAUAUUUAGUUCUGACCAAUGCCAAACAACUGGCACUUUGCUUACCUCCAAUAAUACUCAAACUUGCCAGCAAUGAAAUACUAGUCUACAUACAUGUAUAUCUGCCAAAACUGCAAGAGCACAAUUGUCAUGUUUUGCUGUUUAUAAUGCUCUACUAUCAGUCUGAAAGAACUACAUGUAAAAUUAGAAUUGACUAUUGGUAUAUUUGCAGUUUGUCCUAUAUGUAUUGGUCAUUUGGUCAUGGAUUCUUGAAAUUUAUAAAACUGUAAUAUCACGCCAAUGUACAUAUUACAAAAUAACAUGAUAUUAAUGAUAUAUAGCUGUAAAGUUAAUAUGUGAAUAGCAUAUUUCGUUUGUAAUAUUUGGAAAUAGAUGCACUCAUACAUGUAAAAUCACCUUUCUACAUUGACUAACAUGUAUAUCAACUGACAUUGUGAUUAUUAUAAAUGAACAAUUGAUAUGAGAUUGAAUUUAUCUUUACAUGUAUGUGUCAAAAAUGGGCAGAAAACUGAUAUACUGGCAAAGACAUGCAAAUACAUGUUUGUACUGAUUUUCUUCAAUAUAGAACUGAUGAAUGUACAAUAAUCAUUUUACACAUUUUCACUGCAGGGUGCAUGAUUUCACCCAACAAUUAUAUACAUGUACCUUUAAAGUAUAAAACCUAGGGCGCCAAUAUGUGAUGUUAUAUAUGAUAAUGAUUGGCAUUAACAGCCAGAAGAAUUUUUCUAAUGCUUCUAUUUCUAGAUGUUAACCUUCUCCCUGCUGGCUACGCCAGUAGCAGAAUACAAUAUUACCUACCUCGGUGCAUAGAAGAUUAAAGCUAUAUGUGUAUUAGGUUCAUUUUAGUAUUACAUGUAUUUCCUUCUUAGCUGCACUACUUUGAGUUAAUUUUUAACUUAGGCCACACCAAUUUAAUUUUUUGGUUAACGGAUUUUUCUAGAAAAAUAAUGGAGCGGACGGGCGAAAA
Molecule: messenger RNA, 3049 nt
Organism: Branchiostoma belcheri (Belcher's lancelet)
Lineage: Eukaryota; Metazoa; Chordata; Leptocardii; Amphioxiformes; Branchiostomatidae
Product: 4-aminobutyrate aminotransferase, mitochondrial-like
Exons: 15
Coding region: 220-1701 (493 amino acids)
Biological process (GO): GABA catabolic process
Cellular component (GO): mitochondrion
Molecular function (GO): pyridoxal phosphate binding
Source: RefSeq, a predicted model, not a curated record